AAAUCACAGCCAGCUGCUGAAUCAAUAAUCCGGAUGAAUCCCCGCUGUAUGGAAGAUCCUGCCUCGGCCGCUCAUAACUUAUCGAUAUGCUACAGACUUGGGGCACUGGCACAAGGUCAAGGUCGUGUAACAAAAUGGCGGCCGUCUGUUUACAGAUAAGAUGCUGAGCACCGGGCUUUCGAAGAUGAAGUGUACAGUUGUGCUCCUGGCUUUGGCGCUAAUAAUUCACGGAAGCGACGGCCGGCGUGUAGGGACAGAACAGCGUCUGUAUGGCGAUCUGUUCCAGUCGUACAACCCUGAAUCCAGGCCCGUGGAGAACGCCAGUAAACCAGUCAUCGUCAGCUUCGGCAUCGCUCUCAAUCAGCUCCUUGAUCUGGAUGAGAAGAACCAAGUUCUGACCACGGCCGUUUGGGUUCACGAGGAAUGGACUGACGAGAACCUGAGAUGGGACCCCGAGGACUACGAUGGACUAGACACACUAAUGAUUCCCUCUACCAACGUGUGGGUGCCUGACAUGUUUCUCUUCAACAAGGCUGGUGACAACGCUGAUGGCUUUGUGAACGUGACCGGCAGCAAGGUGAAGAUUGGAAACGAUGGUUUGGUCAAGUGGAUGGUGCCUAUUAUGGUCAAGAGUUCCUGCGUAGUCGAUGUCACCUACUUCCCCUACGACGAUCAGAAAUGUCACCUCCGGUUCGGUUCGUGGAUCUAUGAUGUUACCCAAGUUGACAUGCGUCUCAACGCAGACAGACCAGACCUGAGUCAUUACGUCCAGAACAGCGAAUAUGACCUGACAGCUGUUAGUGUGAGCCGGAGCCUUGUGGACAGUAACUGUUGUCCUGGAGAUGGCUCACACGCCAUGGUUGACUGUCACAUCAGUGUCAAGCGAAAGUCCCUGUAUUACGAUUAUAUUGUAAUUGCGCCGACCAUAAUGCUUUGCAUCCUGACAUUGGUCAGUUUUCUACUUCCGUGUCACAAGGGAGAGAAGAUCAAUAUUGGGUUGACAGUAUUUCUCACUUUGUACGUGCUGCAGUUGCUGAUUGCUGAGAACGUUCCUGACACCAACUCCACGCCAGUGCUAGGUAUCUUCCUGUUCAUGGUCAUGACCUUCAACUGCGUGUCCCUCAUCAUGGCCACACUAGUGAUGAACAUCAAGAAGCGAGGGGAGGAUAAACAGUCCCCCGCCAUUCCAAAAUGGCUGUUUUGGCUGUGUCGCGUCGUCCUUAGCAAAAUAGUUCUCACCAAGUAUGCUUGGGAACAGCCUGCCUCUUGCGAUCAGUUCGAAUUCCAGCCUGACCCUUCAAGUAAGAUUGAAGUCACUUUAAAUGGAGGCCAACCUUCCGAAAACAUCCUUCAGCCAGCAGAUGAAACUGAUCAGUCACCGGACGAGGCUACCUGUACGACAGAGUUGCUUCCCAGCAGGCCAACAAACGAACUAUUGUUCCCGAGAUCCCGCAGUGACCGGAAGAUCUGUACCGAUGGCCACAUCGAGGCAAUGAACAGAGGCGCAAUAGGUGAAGUUGGGCGUACCCGGAAGCCGGAUGGUCGAUUUAGUGUCACAAGCGUUCAGUACCAUUCGAUUCAGAUUAAGAGGCAAUGGUUUUUUGUGGCUGAGGUUGUUGAUAAGUUUCUGUUUCUUAUUUAUCUCAUCUCGAUGACAAUAUCAAUUGGUAUGAUUCUGGUGAUAAUUCCGAGUUAUAAACUGUACUCUUAAAGUCAUACCACCCCAACAUCAGCUCAGAUGUCGGACCGCCACGAACACACAUGUUCUGAUGCGCACUCCUUAAUCUACAGACAAAGACACAAACACGAGGUCCAAUACACACGCACGCACAUAAUCUGUUCUUCCUCCAACAACAGUAUUGAGAGCAAACCCCUCAAUAGAGAGGGCUUGAAAUUGUAUAUCGUGAUCGUGUCGACAAACUCAUUUUCCCUCGUAUUUGGAGAUUCAAAAUUUUGUACGAUGUCCUGUAAAAAUAUGUUGUGAAACGAAUAAAGAAGGGAAUUUCAUCUCCUAAUUUCAGGCAAAAAUAUAUACAAUGGCCGAAAAAAUAUUCUGUCUCUAAAUACGAACCCAGACACUUCCACCCGGAGUAGUAAAUGGUUACUUAGUCAGUUGUUAGUAGAGGGGUGACUGCCACGACAGGUAAAGGGGAAAAAGGAAGAGUCGUUUAAUACAGUUUUUCCCUUGAUGUUUUGAUAUGUGAUUUGUUGAAAUGUUGCUUUUGUGAGCUUUGCAUAGACGAGUAUUGUAUAAUCGGAUAUAUCGGACGUAGCUAUUCUUUGCACCGACCAAAGACGAUUCCAAACAUAGAGAGCUAAACACGUUUUAUCUUGAAAGAUGGAGGACCACAGUAUUAUCCCAGAGAAAGAGGGCAAUAUUCUUGUUAGCUUGAAAGACGAAGGACCACGUUUGUGUUAUCCUAGAUCUGGAGGACAAUACUCUUGUUAACUUGAAAGACGGAGGACCACGCUUUUGUUAUCCUACAUCUGGAGGACAAUACUCUUGUUAGCUUGAAAGACGAAGGACCACGUUUGUGUUUUCCUAGAUCUGGAGGACAAUACUCUUGUUAACUUGAAAGACGGAGGACCACGCUUGUAUUAACCCGAAUGUGGAUGGCAAUCCUGUUGUAAGAAUGUAUCCAGGAAUAUUUCAUGGAUCAAUUUUGAAACAAAGACCAUUGCAUGACCACCGGGGUAAUGUGUUAUAACAUAUUGUAUUCAGAAGUAAAAAAGUUAGGUAUCAUGAAUACUUUGGGGGAUAUAUUUGAAAUUAUGUUCUCAGUUUUCACUUUCAAAACAUACCCCCAACCUUCAUAAACCCAAACUUGUUGUGUUCAGUAUUAUCUACGCAUCUCGUUUACUGUACUAUAUUUGUAAAUAUCAUUGCGCUAUGUUAUGUGAUAGUACAAUGCCCGACUGCAGCAGGUGGUUACUUGUGUUGUACCGAAUAAAGUUAAGAACUGAA
Molecule: messenger RNA, 2965 nt
Organism: Haliotis rubra (blacklip abalone)
Lineage: Eukaryota; Metazoa; Mollusca; Gastropoda; Lepetellida; Haliotidae
Product: neuronal acetylcholine receptor subunit alpha-5-like
Exons: 6
Coding region: 161-1711 (516 amino acids)
Biological process (GO): monoatomic ion transmembrane transport; nervous system process; signal transduction
Cellular component (GO): postsynaptic membrane; synapse; neuron projection
Molecular function (GO): transmembrane signaling receptor activity; acetylcholine-gated monoatomic cation-selective channel activity
Source: RefSeq, a predicted model, not a curated record